GGGGAUGCGGGGCUCCGCCCGGGAAGGCUGAACACAAGUGCCGCAGCCGAAGUAUUGGUGGUCAAAUCUCAAAACUGCAGCUCCGGUUGAAGAAAUGACGAAUUAUGUAUGUAAAGCACAGCCUCCUCCAACUGCAGUCUCAUCCGCUUCGUAUUUUGGACGUUCACUCUUCUUCCAUUCUCCACCUGCAAUCUUAACCAGACCAUGCAGGUCAAAGUUCUGGAGAAUUCGAAAUCUUAGAAUCAGCUGCGAAUACUCUUGUAUCGAAGUUAGGGGUGUUAGCUAUCGACCCCAAGGGACAGAGUUCGACCUUUUGAAUGAUGUUAAUUUUUCCCUUCCAGAGAAAAGUUUUGGUUUGAUCUUUGGACGCAGUGGAAGUGGAAAAACUACUCUGUUGCAGCUUCUCGCAGGGAUAAACAAACCAACAUCAGGUUCCAUUUUUGUUCAAAAGUAUGGAGAUGAUGGCAAGCUGACUCAGACUUCUGAACCAUUGCCUUCAGAAAGAGUUGGUAUUCUCUUUCAGUUUCCUGAGAGGUAUUUUGUGGCAGACAAUGUGCUUGAAGAAGUUACAUUUGGGUGGCCUAGGCAAAGGGGCAGCUUCCAAUUGAAAGAGAAUCUUGCUUUGGGACUAGAGCGAGCUAUUAAUUGGGUUGGAUUGAACGGGAUCUCCUUGGAUAAAGAUCCUCACUCCCUAAGCGGUGGAUACAAACGUCGGCUUGCCCUGGCAAUCCAAUUAGUGCAAAUCCCAGAUUUAUUGAUACUGGAUGAGCCUCUUGCUGGUCUUGAUUGGAAGGCACGUGCGGAUGUUGUUGAGCUGUUAAAGCAUCUAAAAAAAGAAUUAACCAUACUUGUUGUGAGCCAUGAUCUCAAAGAGUUAGCAGCUCUAGUUGAUCGAUCCUGGAGGAUGGAAAUGGGUGGAGUGCUUAAGGAAGAGCCUAUAGCAUUUUAAUCUUGGUGUUACCAUCUGCUACCUCAUCAAUAUAAGUUUUUGUGACAUUUGAACCAGUCUGCAUCAGUUUUGAUCCAGUGCUCCCUACUCCCACUUGAGCCACUGUUGCUGAGCAUGUCUUGUGGAAGGUUUAAACAUUGGUUGGCAUCCCUUGAUAUGUAUCCAUGGGGAAACUUUAUGCUCUCUUCAUCUCUAUUAUCACAUCCAUCAUCAUAGAGAGCAUUCUUGAUCUCAUACUUAAACUCCUUUGCAGCUGCAGUAUUCCUUUCAGGAUGAAUUUUUCCAUGGAACAUUCGUAGGACCUGCAUGCCACACACAUGAAAGAAAUUAAGAACUCCAAUACAAAAAUUGCUAGCAUUUCCAUUACUGGUCCAUGGCCAAGCAAAAUAUUUCAGGUAUUUCUGUUUCUUCUGACAAGUGUUGUGAUAUUGGUGUUGAAUACAAAUGGUAUCUUUCUGAUUGUAUACUGGGAUUGUCAGAUAGUGUGAAUUGGCAUGUGAUAUGACCCCAUUAUCAAAGAAGUAGCUGCUUAAAGUGUGUGACAUGAGGAUUCUAAGAUGUGAACAUAUAAUAUAGGGGUGGAAUUAAUGAUUUAUUUACUAGGUUCUUUUUUUCCCUACUCAUUAUUUUUGAGAUUUAUCGACCCAUUUGGGGUACCACAAAUGGGGAACCACCAUUAAUUUGAAGUCCCGCUUUGGGGAUACUCUUGGUCCAGAGAGGCAAAAAAAGUUAGACAAUCUACACUAUGUUCAUUUGUUGA
Messenger RNA from Vitis riparia (riverbank grape), 1709 nucleotides. RefSeq names its product ABC transporter I family member 11, chloroplastic. The transcript is spliced from 11 exons. Gene Ontology annotation, biological process: transmembrane transport. Lineage: Eukaryota; Viridiplantae; Streptophyta; Magnoliopsida; Vitales; Vitaceae. The record is from RefSeq and is a predicted model, not a curated record. The coding region runs from base 95 to 949 and encodes 284 amino acids. Gene Ontology annotation, molecular function: ATPase-coupled transmembrane transporter activity; ATP hydrolysis activity; ATP binding. Gene Ontology annotation, cellular component: chloroplast envelope; membrane.